CUUUUAUUCAGCAACCAACGUGCUAUGAUAUCUCAUACCUAGGGGUCAUGAGGGUAUAUUCUUUAAUGAGAAAUGAGAAAUGAAAAAAGAACCGAAAGAAAAACACAUACUCGAAUUCCCCUAGAUUAUACUCGAGUCAACAAGAGUUCCAAUUAUCUGAAUAGUUACCCUACACCAUGGGUGUAUUAGCUCUCAUCGUCAUCAACAAGGCCGGCGGUCUCAUCUACAACCGCACUUUCGGGGAUGGCCUGAACCAGCUUAAUACGAAUGACUACCUCGUACUGGCUGGUACUUUUCACGGAGUCCAUGCUAUUACAGCCCGUCUGAACCCCUUAAAGGGACUCAUGAAUGCCCAGCAUCAGCAGCAGGUGGCAUUCACAGCCGGAGGUGUGCCCAUACCAAGCCGGCCGGAUCCGCCCUCGGGUCUCGAGGUCAUGGAGACGGAGAACUUCCGGCUGCAGUGUUUCAACACCUUGACGGGAACCAAGUUUUUACUGUUCACCGACACGAUGCAGACCAAUGUGGACGUGACCAUACGCAAGAUCUACGACUUGUAUUCCGACUACGUCAUGAAGAACCCUUUCUACCAGCUGGAGAUGCCUAUCCGCUGCGAGACAUUCGACAGGAAGUUGAACUCGUAUAUCAGGGAGAUUAACAGCUCCCGAUAGUAUAGAGGACUACUAGUAUUACGCAUUUAUGCAUUUCGCAUUUCUCUUAUAGACUCAUCUAUAGGCAGGGAAGGCAGGGAAGGUCCUCACCACUUGAUAGGGACGGAAUCAGGGAGGCCUUAAUUAUUUAGAGUUGCAUCAUCGCGUGGCGUUUGGAGCUAAACAGACUUGGAUUUCAUUAUGCCCC
This is a messenger RNA of Daldinia caldariorum, 855 nucleotides long. RefSeq names its product Sybindin-like protein. NCBI's taxonomy places the organism in Eukaryota, Fungi, Ascomycota, Sordariomycetes, Xylariales, Hypoxylaceae. Gene Ontology annotation, biological process: endoplasmic reticulum to Golgi vesicle-mediated transport. The record is from RefSeq and is a predicted model, not a curated record. The transcript has 3 exons. Gene Ontology annotation, cellular component: TRAPP complex. Bases 177 to 668 code for a protein of 163 amino acids.